AUGGACCUACCGAGUCUGGCCGUAGUUCUUCAGGCGGCGCUCAGCCACAACCCAGAGGAGAGAAAAACAGCGGAGGAGAGCCUCAACCAGGUUGAAUCUGCCGGUGCUCAUUAUUUUCUAAAUUCAGCAUGAAUUUUUGCCCUUGGUUAUCCAGUGCUAUUGCAGAAUCUGUAUAUUUAUCGGCUAUAACGAUGAAAUUUGAAAUAUCCGUCUAGGGAUCCAUUUUAUAACUUUCUUAGUAGUUCAUGUUCUUAAUUUCAGAGUAAAGACGCAACCCAGAUCAUGAAUUCACUGAUGGCAUGCUUCUCUUUUAGGUGGCAAUAAUUUGUUUGGAUCGUAUCUUGUUAUGAUCGAUCAUUUGCCAUGGAAUCGGCAUUAAAUUUUCCUGAAUCUACGGAUGUAAUCUUGUAAGAUGUUUCAUAAAUUACACAUCUGGAGUCGUGUCCUAACGAGGACUCACCAUACACAAAUCCACAAUUAGCUUGAUCCAUGAGUUAAUCACCAUUUUCAACGGGGUGGGAGAGCUUAAUGGCCUUUUAUUUUAAAAGGAUUCUUCGGGAUAUAUUAUUGAUACAUUCACAAGGUCCCUCAAUCCUUCUAAGUAUAACUGUUACAUUUUUUGAUGUCAGAGAAUUCGCUGGGGAAAUGUUCCCAUACUGUGGAGGCUUAUUUGCAAACGUUGCUAUAAUUUUUCUACCUCAAGGACCAGUAUCCACCAGUUAUUUAAUAAAAAUGUGUCAUCUGCAUUAGAGAGAUUCUGAAUGUGCUAUAAGGCAGAAUAAUAUGAUCAGUGCAAUUGCUUCAGGUGGUUAUUGCGUGCAAGACAGAGACACAGUGCUUAGACUAAUUAUGACAGCUAUGUACACUAGCCAACAGCUCGAAAUCCUUCAAAAAAACUUGUUCUUGACGUAUCCCCAUCUCCCCCAUCCUUAAAGAGACGAGAACAAGAGAAAGGCAGAUUCAUAGAAAUGGUUCUGGACAAUUAGGGGGUACAUUAGAGUUGGAACAGAAACGCACAAAAAUCUUGAUUAAUUCUUGUGUUGAUGCCAUAUCUCCUUUUCCUUUUCUGGCUGGUUUGAUUCCUUGCAUUUCGUUAUUGGGAAACUUGUAUUUGAGAAUUUCUUGAUUCAAGAUCUUUGAGAAGCUCAUCUUCUUCUCUGCUGACCCUUUGUAGUUUCUUGGUUGCAGUUCCAGUACUCUCCACAACAUUUGGUGAGAUUGUUGCAAAUAAUUGUGAAUGGAAACUUCGAUCUUGCGGUCCGUCAAGUUGCAAGCAUUCAUUUCAAGAACUUUGUGGCUAAAAACUGGUCACCCAAUGAGCCUGGUAUGAGGUCCAGGCUUUUCAAUUAAAACGUUUUUGACUUGAACGCUGAAAUAACUGUUGUACUUAAUUACUGCAGGUGAGCCUCAGAAGCUAUCAGAAAGUGACAAAGAGAUGGUCAGGGAGAACAUUCUCACAUUUAUAAUUCAAGUGCCUCCUUUACUUAGGUAUGUUUUUAUAGAAACGCUUCCGUAUCUUGCCUGGUAUGAUUGUAUUGGCAUUUUGUGUGUCAAAGAACCAGAAACUCUGUUAAUGCAAUAUUAAUUGGCCUUGGCUGAAGAGCAACCACCACUUAUUUAUUCUCCGAAGAAAGACUUGCAUUAUUAUCGGUUCUGGACUUAGUAAGUAGUCUGCAACGUCUAUUUUGUGCAUAUGGAGCUAGAGGAACAAUUGGUUUUUCAGGAGGCAAAGUUUUCACGUGAUGUUGUGCACACUUUUUCUAGUGGUAGGUUAAGACAGCGGCCUAAGAUCGUUUAUAGAUGGGAGGGCAGCAAUCUAUCAUUUUGGCAGCUUUGGGUCACUAGCAUAGUAUGUUUUGGUGGGACCAACAGCCACUUUUGUGCUUUUUUUUUUUCAGAUUUUAAAAGUAUGCAUUAUUAUCCACUCGCAAUGCAAACAAGAUAGGUUUGUGACAUGCUCUUUCUAUUUCAGACUUUAUGCUGCUUCUAAGACCCUCAUAAUACAAUAAAUUUUCCUCUGCAAUCUAGGAGCUAAUCCGUUCACGUUUCUUUGUGCUGCUUAUCUACCACAAGUUUUCUUGAUAUAAUGUUUGGUAUGCCAUAAGUUAUAUUCUUUGUUUUUUGGUAGUAAUUUUAGUCUGUCCUUGAGUCCACGUUAUUUUAUUUGCGCUUUUAAUGGGGAAAAAAAUCCUGAAGGAGGCUAUGUUUGCCUUAUACUUCUACAUUUACAGAGCACAGCUUGGUGAAUGCCUCAAAACAAUUAUUAAUGUUGAUUACCCUGGUCAAUGGCCCAAUCUUCUUCACUGGAUAAAAUGUAACCUACAAAUGCAAGAUCAGCAAGUAUAUAGUGCUCUGUAUGUGCUGAGGAUUCUUUCCCGGAAGUAUGAGUAAGUACUGGCAUUUUUCUAAGCUCUUUGGGAUUUUUUUUUUUUCAGAUUACCCUCCCAGUGGUCUAUUCUGUAUAUUACUUUGAUCAGAACAUUCGAGCUUUUCUAUAAAUUGCGGCAAUUGCUUUCUCCGUGUCAUGAAUUAUCUUCUUUAUUCUUGGUGUGCUGUAAUAAGAAUGCCUUUUGAACUUUCAAGCCAUACUCCGUUUUGACUAUAAUUUUGUGUUGAUUUGGUGCAGUAUUGUUUACCUAUUAAUGAGAAUAAACUGUUUUGUUGAGUUGGGGGGGGGGGGGGGUUUCAGUGUAGGAAAACUACAUGCCGUGGCCAUGCAUGCCAAAGAAAAGAAAUUACAAGAUAAGAAAAAAACUUAAGAAUAACACUUUUUGAUUGAGGAAUCACAUAUGAACAGAAACGCUGGCCAAAACAAAGAUUCCUACUAUGUAAUCCGAAGAAAUAUUCAAUUCACAGAGAUCAUAAAUUAAAGGAUGAUUACUAGGCAUGUUUGAAUUUCAAAUAUGGUUACAAUUUGUAUCAUCAGAUAUGUGGAUGCAUCAAUUAAAUAUAUUUUGUUUGUUUGACUGGAUCUAGAAAAAAAAUAUCCUUUUGACAUUUUCAUGCAAUAUAUCAAGGAAGUAAGGAUCUGUUUAACAAGAGACUAACAUCAUAAAAGUAUGUAUUGCCAUUUCUUUAUAAAACGUCUCGAAGACCCUGUUUUGGAAGGGCAUUUUUUGUGGCCUUUUAUUUUAGAUCUCGAGGAAUGGUCCUCUUUAUUUUAUAUGGCAUUGUAUCUUGAAGAUACCACCGUUGUACGAUCUUUGAGACGAUACAAGAGGGAGGCAGGUGAUUCCCAGCUUUUGGAUGGAACUUUUAGUAGAAGAGAUUAAACAACAUAGAGUAUUCUGUCUUUUAGGUACGAAAACCUUUCAGAUGUAGAGUUUUAUUGAUGGAGGUGGAGAUUGGAAUGAUGAGGCAUAGUGUCUGGCCGUUGUGCUGUGAUACCGUAGAAAAUGAAGGCACCAUGUGACUUCUCAUGCCUGGAGUUUUGUGAUCCUAUAAUUGUUACAACUUUGAUGUGGAGGAUCUCAAAGUUCUGUUCCGAACAUUUCCUUGAAGUAGAAAAGUUUAAAUCUUAAUGCUGACAUGGGAUAUCUCGUGAAAGGCUUCCCACUCGUGGUUGGAAAGAUCUUCAGUGAAAAGUUUAUGAACUAUAUUCGGACUCUUUACAUGCCGGGUAUGGGUCCUUUGAAAUAUAUUAGUUGUAUAUGCAUUCUAGCAAAAUUUUGUGCAGAAACUAAUGUGUACAACAGAUCUUCAGUGGCAUUGUCUUGGUUUGCAAUAUGUUGGCAUCAGUGCUGGCUGCACAAAGGGGACGAAAAUAUUUGGUUGGUUAUCCUGUAUGUGAUCAUUCAGGAAACGUGGAAUGAGGGAAACAAUUAGAUAUUCUGGAGGCUAAGUUGCCUGGUAGAUUCAUUGAUACUUUUGAUGAAUUCAAAGUGGGCUAAGACAAGUGGUAGUAGGAGAGAAAUACCCUCCAUUUUGGAGUUGGAUUGAGUUUUUAAUAUGGCCUUCAACAUGUGGCAUGAAGUUUUCGUGAGAGCCACGUUGAUAUUGUGCAAGUAUAUCUCUUUUACGCCUUAAACUUAUAAAUGUGGUAUUAUUGGCUUGAAAAGAAGAAGAAACGGACAUGAUUUUGGAUAGCUCUUUUCCUUUGAAGAUUCAAUUACUCUUAUAUAUUUUCUUCUUUAAUGGGUUUCUAUAUAAUAAGCAAUUGUAUGAUGACUCAUUUAAUUGCUAAAGAAGAUGGGCAAACGUUGGUAUCACUAAACUAUACUGGACUUUGGAAGUCGCAUCUGGUUAGGUUAUUGAAUAGAAAAGCAUGAAAAUCAAUUUAUGUUGCCAUGGUGAUAUUGCCAACGUAUUCAUGAGCGUGAGUUUUUGACAAUCUCGAGCACUUAUUUGCAUGAUUAUGUGGGUUGCAAGAUCCUUGAACUAUCAACAUAAGAAGGUAAGCAAAUGUGGAGAUCUAAAGUGAUAAUAUGGCUAUUCUGUUGUAUGGAACGUUUCCUGCUUGUGUUUGAUUGAAGACACCAUCAUAUCAUCAGUCCGAGGAAGUAUUGUCUGCAUUUGACGUAUAUUCUCUAUUACAUUAAGGUUUAGAGUUACUAUCACACAGUUGUAGAUCUUUCUACAACAUGAGGAAUUUCUUGAAACGUUAAAUUUACCUCACAAAAGUUUGAGAGAAUAUCCGAGUAAUUGACAAAUGUUAUUUAUUAAUGUAAAAGCAUACUUUUACAUCAAUAAUCUGUAAGUUGCUAUAGGCUUGUUGCAUGUACUGAUUUAAUUUCCAUAGUAGUCUUCACAGUGCUAGAAGACAGAUUUUGUGAGGUAGAUGCACUCAUCCUUGAAGCUGGGUGACUCGGCAUUGCAUUGUCUUUGGGAGUCAAAAAAACUUGCAUAUUGGUUUGACUUGGCUUCAUCUCACGACAAGCCUUAUUUGGCUUCAUUGAUCUUAUUGAUUAAUUUGAUUUAUUCGACUUAAAUGAGUUUUAUGCACCGUAAAUGCGAACCUGUUGGCAAGAAUUUGACUUUAGGGGUACAAGAGAAAUUGGUUCAGUAUGGUGAAGUUGGCUUUUACUUUAUGAUGGUCCACUUGUUUUUGUCAAAGGCUUGGGACAUCCAAUCUAGAACCUGUUUAUUGACCUAGAGAUUAAAUCUUGAAUCUGUACUUGGACAACAUAGACGGAGCACGAUUCAUGGUUGAACUUGAAACUUUGAUACCUUUUUCUUGCUCUGUGGACAUCCUCUUGUGCUGUAUUCAUGAGGCUGACGAACUUUUUGGGCAAAGCCAUUAUCACCCUACGAUGUAUAUGUAAACUCAGGGCGUAAAUGAUAAAAGACAAAAACACCAAGUUAAACUUUCCCAUCUAAGUCAGGAUGUCACCAUAUAUUUUUUGAUCUGACUGAAAGCAGGACCUGUAUUUCUAAACCGUAAAUAUUUGUUGCCAUCUUCUGUUUUUGUCAGCUGUCAUUUAAUUUAUUUGAUUAAUUAAUUUUCUGUCAGUUUCUUUUUAUGCAAAUAUCUCAUGUUCUUUGUACUAAACCUCGUCUCUUUUUUACGAUGAAGAUUCAAAUCGGAUGAUGAAAGAACACCUCUUUACUCAGUUUUGGAGGAGACUUUUCCUUAUCUACUUAAUAUAUUUAACGGGCUUGUUCAAAUCGGCGAUCCCCCUCUGGAAGUGGCAGAAUUGAUCAGACUCAUAUGCAAAAUAUUCUGGUCUUCAAUAUAUGUACGUUUUUAAUGAAGUUAUCCUCGUAAUUCAGAGUCGAGUGAUAUGUACUCAUCUCUUUUACUUUCUUACCGUGCAGUUAGAGAUUCCUAAGCAACUGGUUGAGCCCAACAUUUUCAAUGCUUGGGUGAUACUUUUUCUCAAUCUAUUGGAACGAGGUGUCCCAGUAGAGGGACAACCAUCUGACCCAGAACAUAAAAAAUCGUGGGGAUGGUGGAAAGUUAAAAAAUGGACGGUUCACAUAUUAAAUCGUCUAUAUACUCGGUAGGUUAUUUGCUUGUUUAUAAUUUGAUUGUUUUAUUCUGAAUGUGAUUUUGAUUUGUUUUAUUUAUAUAUUCAACUUAUAGGUUUGGGGAUAUAAAGGUUCAGAAACUAGAGAACAAAGCAUUUGCCCAAAUGUUUCAGAAGAAUUAUGCUGGAAAAAUCUUGAUGUGCUACCUGCACAUUCUGAAUGUUCUCCGUACAGGGGAAUAUCUGCCUGAUAGAGUCAUCAAUCUUCUCCUUCAGUAUUUGAACUGCAGGUCAGUCCUUUUUUCUUCGAGGAGCAAAGAGUUGGGGUUGUAACUGAUCUCGUUCUGCUGAUUUUACCCCUCAAACUCCAUCGAAUGGUGAACACAUGGAAACAUUGAAUGGUGAAAGAGGCAUAGAGGGUGGAGGGAGACAUAACUAAAGUGUUCAUUUUCAAAUUUCUCUCUUGUCUAAGUUGUACAUUUUAAGUACCCAUGACGAAGUCUUUCAAGAAGUGUAACCUUCUGUUACAUUUUUCUUGAAAUAAAAUUUUGAUAUCAAUCAUUUCCUGAACUGAUUAUGUGAGUUUGUAUUUAUCUCACUGCAGUAUUUCGAGGAACAGUAUGUAUCAGUUACUGUUGCCGCAGCUUGAUAUUCUUGUUUUUGAGAUAGUUUUCCCACUUAUGUGUUUUAAUGACAAUGAUCAAGCGUUAUGGAAUGAAGAUCCUCAUGAGUAUGUUAGGAAAGGUUAUGGUGAGUCUUAAUACUUCAUUAUUACACUUUUUAAAUUAUUUAAACUAUGAAUUAAAUAUUUGGAAUGAAUCGCAUAUUUUACCACAGAUAUUAUUGAAGAUUUGUACAGUCCACGAACAGCAGCUAUGGAUUUUGUGAGUGAAUUAGUAAGAAAACGUGGAAAAGGAAAUCUUCAAAAGUUUAUUCAGUUCAUUGUAGAGAUUUUUAGGAGGUAAGAUGAUGCUUCACCUUACAAUAAAGCAAUAACUACGGUUUUGUUCUGCACUUGAACUGAAGACUGUGGCCCUUUUUCUUUGUUUUCCAGAUAUGAUGAGUCUUCUAUAGAGCUUAAACCAUACCGUCAAAAAGAUGGCGCUUUAUUAGCCAUCGGAUCAUUAUGUGAUAGACUGAAACAGACUGAGCCUUACAAAUCAGAGCUUGAGCAUAUGCUCGUGCAACAUGUUUUUCCUGAAUUUGACAGCCACGUUGGGCAUCUCAGAGCAAAGGUUUACUUUGCCUUUUGUUCUUUUUAUAAUUUUGUUGUUUUAUGUGAGAAUUCCUUAUCUUUUUGUGCUUUUAUUCAUGUCAUGUUAUGUCAUUUGGUGACAAGAAACGUGCCAUGCAAUCCGGACUUAUAUAUAAAUGGGUGAUCUUAGCUUUUUUUAUAUUGCCAUUGAUAAUUCUGUUGUUAUAUCUUAGAGUCUGUUAUGUUUUUGUGCUUAUAUUCAUGUCAUGUUGUGUCAUUUGGGGACAAGAACUGUAUCAUUCAAUCCCUUUUUGUAAUUAUCAGCAUUUUGUUUUUUAAUUUUUUGAUUGGAAUACACAAAUCAUUCAUCCUUACAAAUCUCAGGCUAAAAGUAUGUGCUGCAAAAUAAGAUAAGAGAACUGGGGUUUUAUUCAAAGUCGUAUUUUCAUGACAGCACGAAUUAUUAUUUCAUGUCCUUUUCCUAAGCAUAUGUUGUUUCGAGUUGAGCCAUUAUUUUUUGCUUUCUUCUUUCUUCUUUUCGCCUAGGAUUUUUUCCUUCUUCAUGUUGAUGUGUCGGUUUUCAAAUGCUCUUUUGUAAUAGGUUGCGUUGUUGUAAAAUUACAUUCUGGAAUCAGCAAUUGUAAAAUAAACCUAAAGAUGCAUUGUAUCUCAAGUUGUGCUCGAGAAACAUAAAAGUGGUAGCACACACAACUGAGUGGAGAAGAAAAUCACAAUUUUAAGAUUGGUCCUGAAAAUGCCAUAAGAUUUAAAGCCCUCCUUCCUCGUGCUCUUUUUUUUUCUUGAAUGGGAAGAAGUACGAUAUGAAUGACAGUGUAUAUAUCUAUUUAAGCAACAGAGGUCUCCUCUGAUCUUCUCCUUUACCUGCCCUCGUCUCUCAUUCGUCUAUAAUCAGGCAAUGUUUGAAGUUUGCUUUGGAAGGAACGUGGGGGUCAUAAGAUGCACCAUUCAUUUUUGCCCCUUAGUCCGCCAUUUGUCUAUCACUGUGUGAUAGAUAUGCCAUUCCCAAUCAACGACAGUAAUCAAUUGAAUUCGUCUUCUCAAGUAAUUAAUAAAAUAAUUAAAUAUAAUUAAAACAUACCAUAGGCUUUUGAUUUUCACGCCUAGAAAACUGCUUUUUCUAUUCUUCCUGGUAAACAAAAAUAAUUCCAGAGUUGUCGGUCUCUAUGUCUUUCUUUCAUAAAGCAUGGGUGGUUACACAAGCAGUUCAUAUUAAAAAAAGUCAUUGUAGUCAUCAUGCAAUAAUCUAUUGUUGAAUGGAAAAUCUUUGGCCAUUCUGUGGGUAUUGCAUUGGCAACAUUCUUGACAUUGUUUAUUUGGGGAAUAGUGUUAUUGCAGGAUGUAUAUAUCGCAUUCCUGUUGUAAUCUUCUGUUCAUGUUUUCCAGAACUUCUUUGGAAAGAUAUAUUCUAUUUCUCCAAAUGUUAGUUCACUUCCUUGGGAUUUCCACUAGUGGAUCUUGUGCUUACUUCUGUUCUAGUAAAAAUGAAACUUUUACAUUUCAAUACUUGUUCUGUUAAUACUGUUAAGCAGUUAAAAAUUAUGGGAAAAAUGUUGAUUCUUAUUUUUACUUGAAUUUGACUUAUUUUCCUUUUCUGGUUUAUUAGGCAGCAUGGGUUGCUGGCCAAUAUGCUUAUAUUAACUUUUCAGACAAGAACAAUUUUCGACGAGCCCUACAUAGUGUUAUUGCUGGGCUGCGUGAUCCAGAGCUUCCUGUACGUGUUGACUCGGUCUUUGCGUUGCGCUUUUUUAUUGAUGCUUGCAAGGGUAUAUUUUCUUUACUAAAUAUCUGUUCCAUCUUUAUUCUUUGGACUUGGAUUAAUUCUUUUUCUUUGCAGAUUUGAAUGAAAUUCGUUCUAUGCUACCUCAGUUGCUUGAUGGUGAGUGGUUUAUAGAUUCUUCUCAGGCUACCAUCAUUUGUACUCUCCAUUUAUCUGAUAGUAUGUUUUAUGGUAUAUUCAGAGUUCUUUAAGCUAAUGAACGAGGUCGAAAAUGAGGACCUCGUUUUCACUCUUGAGACAAUUGUAGAUAAAUUUGGUGAAGAGAUGGCACCAUAUGCUAUUGGUCUAUGCCAGAAUCUGGUAAUUUUUUUGCACAUUUUACAUUUUUAGCUUUUGAAAUCUCUCAUAGUCACUCUGGUAACAUCUUAAUAAUUCUUGAUUGCUAGGCUGCUGCAUUUUGGAGGUGUAUGGAUAAUUCUGAGGGUGAUGAUGAGAGUGAUAACCCUGGUGCUUUAGCAGCAGCUGGUUGUUUGCGUGCCAUAAGUACAAUUCUCGAGUCUGUAAGCAGGCUUCCACAUUUAUUUAUCCAGAUUGAGCCUACCCUUUUACCUAUAAUGAAGAGGAUGCUGACCAUUGAUGGUCAAGGUAUUUAGUUUUUAUAAGCCUAAUGCUUCCUCUGUGUUGUUUUUUCAAUUGAAGGCGCUUUUGACAAAUAAUUGACGAGUCUGCUGACUUGAAUUCACGUCCAGUUUCUUGGAAUUAAUGUACAUUAGCUUGAUUAACUGUCAUUCCUUCAUUGUUUCAAAGCCAUUAUUCCCUUAUGCGCCUUUUGUUCUAUGGGAUAAAGUACGUGCCUUUUAUUUUUCCUUUCUGGGGAAGGGAGUCGUAGCAGCAGUUUCUGUUAUAAAUGCCAUUUUCCGGUUCAGUAAAUCAUCUUUCAAUUCGUAUGUCGAUUGUUUUCCAUGUUCAUUUUAAUUAGUAUAGAUAUCUUAGACAGGGUUUCAGACACCAAUCCUAGGUUUCAUUUCUUCAUCUAUACUUUCCCUCUUAUGUUCUAUGUACCAAGAUGGUAGAUUUAAUAUAGAUAAAUUAUGGUAUCCACACCCCUUUUUUAAAAUUACCUGGAUAGAGAACUAGAAGUGGUUUUCUUAACUGGUUGGACCAGAUAAAUUUUAGAACAAAAUAUACGGAAUGCUCUUUUCCCCUCUUCAUGGAUUGGAGUCAUCAUCAAAAAAGUAGUGCGUGGAAGUAAAAUAUUAUUCGGUUCCUCUCAAAUUGUUGGAAAUUCUUUUUAAAUGUUCAUAAUAUGGGCGAUCUGCUAGCCAGAUAUUGUUAUGAGCACAUAGUUGUUUUAUGACAUCUCAGGUACUCCCUUUAUGGUUAUUAGUUCCACAAACAAUGGAUUUGCCUAAGGGGAACGCGUCAGUGAUAGCUGCCUUGGCAUGGCUCCUAUCAUUGAUUUUUCUGUUCUAUAUUAAGCUUGCAUAUUGACUAGAAAAAAAAUGUUGCUUCCUUUUCUAACGCUAUACAAUCCUUACUAUUUCUGUGAAUGGAGUAAUUGAACCAUAUUCUAACCACAGGAAUUAUCAUAUAUCUAGCCUUUAGCUUAAGGUAUGUAUGAAUGAUCAUCACGAUUUGGAUAUCUUUUCUACCCGAGCAGCAUUUUUCUCAACUUCCAUGCGUGUCUUCUACAUUUUACAUUGUAAAUGCUUAGUUAGCCAAUUAAUAAAGGUGAGCAGAUGAUAAACCCUUUCCAUUUAUUGCCAUGUAAUCAUCAACUUAUCUCUUCGAGGAAUUGAUUUGUGAUUGAUUGUGUCUUUUGUCUCAUGGAUUUGAAAUCUGAAUAUUAUUCUGAUUUCAUUUUUUGAAUUCUUCAGAGGUUUUUGAGGAAAUUUUGGAGAUUGUUUCCUAUAUGACGUUUUUUUCACCAACAAUUUCUUUGGAGAUGUGGAGUCUUUGGCCAUUAAUGAUGAAAGCACUUGGAGAUUGGGCUAUAGAUUUCUUUGAUAGUAAGUCUUACAUGACUAUAAUCAUUUAUUAUUUAUGUCCCUUUUUGCUUGCUUAUCAAUCUAUUGAAUUUUGAACUUUUUUUGCCUACUUCCAUUUCACUUGCCGUUACCUAAUCAACUUGUCAGGCUUAACAAAAGUUUGAUUAUAUGGCAAAUUGUUUGGGAGAUAAAGGCUUAACAAAUGGAUUAGGUAGAGUUGUCUUGGUUUGAUUCUGAUUUAAACUAGUGUCAGGCUGCUGCUGGUUCGGACUCCCCCAAAGAGACCUAGCCUAUACAUGGUUAAUCUAAAAUAAAAAAUCCAAUCACAAUCUAGUCUGCAAGCCAGCAAAUCAACGAUUCCAAUUUUUCUCUCACUUAUUUAUUUUUGAAAGUCUGUCUCUCCUUUAUAAUCAUGUUUCUAAACUCCACUAUACCUUGUUUGCUUUUUUCUUUUUAAUUGGGACACACAACCCUGAGAAAGAUUGUAGUUUUAACUUGACUGAUUAAAUUUUGCUUGUUAGUCAAACUGGCCAUUGUGAAAAUGGUUGAUCUAAUUUGUGUUUGUAGUUAUUUUUAGUGUAUCCAUAACUUUCCCUUUAGAUGUAGAGCUGUGGUGAAAUGUUUUUGUUGAGAAUUGAUCUUGACUUAGAAAAAUGGGACGUUCGUUGGCUGGGGAUUACGCCUGCUUAUUUAUCAAGGUUGAAGCAACCUAGUAUUCUUGCAACUUGGAGAAUGAAAGGAGUCGAUCUUCUUGAUCCUCCUCUUCCAGGAUGAUGAAUCAGUUACCACUUCUUGGAGUAGAGUUUCCGUAAUCCAAAAAUCUCACAUCAAUUAUCUUGGUUUCCCGCUUAAGUACGGGUUACAUGAAUGAAGUGGAUUUGUUAACAGUCUAAUGGAUCCACUUAACAUAGGGAAUGACAGAGAAAGACGAACAUACAGUGAAAAAAAACAUAUAGAAAGGAAAAACAAUCCUAAAGAGUUCAAUGUCCCCUCUCAAGUUGGGUAUGGAUGUUUUCCAUGCCCAACUUGGACACCAUCCUUUGAAAUAUUGUGAGUCCCUUUGUGAAUAUGUCAGCAACCUAUUAUGAUGUCGCAAUAUAUAUCAGAUCUACAUCUUCUCUUUUUGCUUUUUCUUUGACAAAAUGUUGAUCAAGUUCAAUAUGCUUAGUCCUGUCAUGUAGUAGUCACAAAAUAAUUUCAUAUGACGUCCAGCAGACCUUGAAUCCAUAAGCCUGCACAUAUCUCUUGGGCCAAUGUCCUGAAUUCUGCUUCAGCACUAGAUCGUGCAGCUACUUGUUGCUUCUUGCUUCUCCAGGGGACAAGAUUUCCACAAAUAGAUGUACGAUAGCCCGAUGUCAAUCUACGAUCUAUAAUAGACCCGACAUAAUCAACAUCGGUGUAGAUUUCAAUAGAUUGAUUCCCUCAUUUUUUGAAUAGAAUGCCCUAAUGUCUUUAAAUACUCUAACAGUCAAUAUGUUACUUGUAGGUGAUCUCCCUUGGAUCAUUCAUAUGCUGACUGAGUAAAUUCACUACAAAUGUUAUAUCCGGACGUGUAUGAUUUAGAUAUAUCAACCUCCCAAUCAACCAUUGAUAUGAGCUUUUGCCCACUUGAUCCGAGCCUUUACCUUCUCCCAAACUUAGGUUGGGAUCAAUUGGAGUGCCAGCAGGUUUACACUGCAAUUUUUCAAUCUCUUGAAGUAAAUCAAGAAUAUACUUGUGUUGAGAAAGAAAUACACCUUUUUGAAUAUGCAACCUCAAUUUCCAAGAAAUAUUUUAACCUUCCUAGGGAUUUGGUAUGAAAUUCCCUAGCUAGAUUCUGGCCAAGGCAUUUAAUCUCCUCAGUAUCAUCUCCUGUUAUGAUGAUAUCAUCUACAUACACAAUUAAGGCUGUAACCUUGCUUUGGUCACCGUGUUUAAUGAAAGUGUGAUCCCCAUUGCUUUGUAUGUACCCAAAUCCUUUCAUAGCUUGAGUGAAUCUUCCAAACUAGGCUCGAGGUGAUUGUUUUAAGCCAUAUAGAGAUUUCUUCAACCUGCAAACGACAUUAUUUUGAUGGGUAAAUGUGUAACCUAGAGGUACAUUCAUAUAUACUUCCUCUAAAUUUUCGUGAAGAAAUACAUUCUUCACAUCAAAUUGAUGCAUUUCCAUCCUAGAUUUACUACCAAUGCUAUAAGUAUUCAGAUCGUAUUCAACUUUGCAAUAGGAGCAAACAUUGCAAAAUAAUCAAUUUCUUAAGAUUUUGAAUAGCCUUUAGCCACCAACCUUGCCUUUUAUCUUUCCAAUAUUCCAUCAGCUUUAUACCUAGGGAGUAUAUAAAUAUACCCACUUGCAGCCAACCACCUGUUUUCCUAAAGGCAAAGAGACUAAGUCCCAUGUACAAUUCUUCUCUAGUGAAUCAAUCUAUUCUUCCAUAGCAUGACACUAUUCUUUGUGUGACAUGGCUUCUUCUACUAUCUUGGGGAUAAUAAUUGUCUUCAGGGUCAUGAGAAAAGCCUUGUACAAUGAUGUUAACCUAUCAUAUGAUAGGUAGUUGAUCAUAGGAUAGAAUGGUUUAUUUAUACAACUUCUCUUUCCUUUGCUUAGAGCAAUUGGCCAAUUUAGUUGCUCCUGAUCAAUGGCUUCAAUGAAUUGAUGAUCCUCUUCUUGAUCAGUAUUGUAAAAUUUGAGAUUUGUCUCUGGUACUUAGACUAGUUUCUUAUGUUGGUUCUCUCUGUAGUGCAAGUAAAUCAUUCAUCUCAGUUGGUAUUUUGUCUCUCCACUCUAGGUCGUCUCCUAUACACUUGUAUUUCUUUGAUUCUAGGAAUGGGUGUCUCCUGAAUCAUGAAUUCGUUUUGUCCUGUGACUUAGUGGCAAGAAUCAGGUUCUCUAAUUCUUGUGGGUUUUUCAUCCCAUAAUAUGGUUCCAACAAAUUAAAAGUCAAAGUAGCUAAGAUGAAGAAUUUUUUAGAAGCAGGAUAAUAGCACUUUUAACCCUUUUGUGUAGUUCAGUACCCAACAAAUAUGCACUUUAUAGAUCGUGGAUCAAGUUUUCUUACUAUGCCUUGAGCAUGAACAUAAGCAGUACAUCCAAAUACCCUUGGACAAAGAUGAGUCUUUAGUUUCACAUGAGGAUAGAAUUUACUCAACAGUUUCAUAAAACUAUGAUAUUCCAGUGUUUUUGUUGGAAUCCUAUUCAGAUGAGUACUAGUGAGGAUAACUUCACCCUAAUAUUGUCUCAGAACUUUUUAUUGAAACAAAAGAGGUCUAGCUGUAUCUAGUAAGUGUCCGAUUUUUCUCUCAGUCAACCCAUUUCGUUUGGGUGUAUUGGCACAAGAUGACUCAUGAAUUAUCCCUUUCUGAUUAAAGUAAGAGGACACAACCAAAUUAAAAUAGUCUCUAGUAUUAUCUGAUUUAAACCUCUUGACAAUAGUUUCGAAUUGAUUAUAGAUUAUUUAACAAAAAGAUUUCACCACUUGGGUGGCGUCUGAUUUUGAUUUUAGGAGGUAAACCCAAAUAAACCUAGUACAGUCAUCAACAAACAAGGUAAACCACUUGGAUCCAUACAAGCUAGUCAUAGGUGCUGGCCCCCAAAUAUCAUUGUGUAUACGAUAUAAAGGGAUUGUACUAAUGUUCACCAGCAUUUCCAAAUGAGGAGCAUUUGUGUUUGACCAAUUGGCAAGCGUCACACACUAGAAUUUUCGCAUCAACACUUUCAAACAUAGAAGGAAACCAUGUUUUUAGGAAAUCAGAGCAAGGAUGUCUAACACUAUAGUGUUGUAACAGGAUACUAUUCUUUUUGUGUUCACUGGCUCCACUCCAAGGUGACUGCUGUACAUACAUAGUUGCACAAUCAUUCUCUUCUCAGUAGAGUAAGCCUCCUCCUUCCUUAACAUGUCUAAUCGUCUGCCCUGAGACCUUGUCACACAAUGAACAUCCAUCGUCCUCAAAUGGAACGACAAUUGAUAUCUCUUUAACAAGUUUCUGCGGUGAAAUCUAAUGAGCCUUUAGUUUAGGCACAUGUAAAAUAUUUCCUAAAAUGACUAAAAGAUUUAUUUUCAAGUUCCCAUUCCCUUCAACUGGUAGAAUCUCACCACCAGCAGUAAUAACUUUCCUCUGCCCAUCACAUUUCAUAUAAUCCACAAAUUUGCACAUAUUUGAGGUCAUUUGGUAUGUGGUGCCAGACUCAAGUAUCCAGGAAAAUUUAGAAAAAUAGUGGAAUGCAUAUGAUUUUGAGAAAAAAAUAUUCUCACCUGAUUGAGAGUCAGGAUGUAGAGCUCAGCAUAUUCUUGAGUUUCUCUACUUUCUCUCUCAAUCUUUCAAAUUCAUCACCCUUCUGCUGAUUACUAGGAUUGGGAGGUUCCUUUAUUGUAGAUUGGCUUCUAUAGUCUCUAUUUGUUGAGAAGUAGCCACAUACGCCCUCCCUUGUUGAGGUGGUCAUCCACGUAGUUUCCAGCAGUUUUCUCUAGCAUGCCACUUCUUCUUGCAAUAUGAACACCAAAGGUUUUCUUUGUUAUCCCACUUUUGGUAUCUUCCUUGUAAUGCAGUGAUUUGGUUUUGAUUUCUCUCAUUUUUCUCUAAUUGAUUCCCUUGAUCUUGCUUGCUGGAGGGUAAGGCUGUUGACUCAUUCUUCCCAGUAUUGAGUAGACUCAAAUCUACUCUCCUCUUCCAUACAAUCUGGAUAGCUUCAUCUAGAUCAGGUAUCUUCUCACGAUGUAGAAUUUGACCCUUGAGACUUCCAUAAUCAGAGUUCAGUCUCAUUAGAAAUGUAUACAUUUUGUGUUUCAAUGUAUACAUGUGCUCCUCAAAACUAGGAUUCUUUACUGGCCAAUAAUGGUCAAUCUCCCUCUAUAUAGCCUUUAAUUCACACGAAUAUUCCAUAAUUGAUUUACUUGCACUAAAUGUGUUGCCUUAGACACCAAGUCAUAAAUACUCCAAUCAUUGUGUUUCUUUGAAUAGCUUUUGUGAAUUUGAUCCCACAAUUCUUUCACCAAGUUCAUGAAUAGAAAACUCAUCUCUAGCGUCAUUGUACUUAGCAGCCAUGUAUGGAUAAUAGCCUCAUCUGAUUUUCAUCCUUUAUAUUUUCGAUCUGUUUGCUUCAAUGAUUCUUCUAUAAGGUAAUCUGUUAAGCCUCUUCUAAGAAGUGUCAGAUCAAUAAACUGCUUCCAUUGAUGAAGAUUUAUCCCAUUGAAUCUAAGUUUCUCUGAGAUAUUUGGGAGAGUAUGAUAUAGUCUCUCCCUUUCUCCAAUCAUCACUGGAGAUGAUACAAAUUCCAUGGAUGACGAAGAGCCUUCCCUUGAAUGCAUUAUGAAAGUCUUUUCCCUUUGUAACUUUCAGAAUGCCUCAGUUCACUACUUGUAGAAGGUUUCUUUCUUCCUUGGUGUUGCUCCAACACAGAACAAGAAAAACAAGAUUCAAGAAACAAGAACGAGAAGUAUCUGAUCCUACCAGAAUGAGCACUGCUCUGAUACCAUGUUGAGAAUUGAUCUUGAUUGAGAUUCUUACAACUUGGAGAAUGAAAUGAGUCAAUCUUCUCGAUUCUCCUCUUCCAGGAAGACGAAUCAGUCACCACUUCUUGGAGCAGAGUUUCUGUAAUCCCAAAAUCUCACAUCAAUUAUCUUGGUUUCCCGCUUAAAUAUGGGUUACAUGAGUUAAUGGGCCAGGUCCAUUACAUUAGUCUUUAAGUGGAUCCGUAAGAGUCUAUGAGUAAGGGUUGCUAAUCAUAGAUGUUGACUAGUGCAGUGGGGCUACACAGCAUGGCAGAGUGAUUUGAGUUUUUGAUGUGCAAGAGGGCAUGUUUUAAUCUACAUGCGACACAGCAACAUAAUGGUUGGAUAGCUAAAAUACUGUCUUUAAGAACUUGUGAGCAAAGGAAUGCUUUACUGUCAUUUCAUUUGUACCCUUCUAUUACCCUUCAACUUCAGUUACUAUCUAAAUUACAAUUUGAUUUUAGCACUAGAGCCCUUAAAGGGAUUUGAUGCCAGUUUAAUUUGAAGGAGGUCUCAGAGGAAAUGAUUUCGAUGUAGUUAAAUUGAAUAUUUUCUCCGCUUUCAUUCAGCUUCAGCAAAAUGUUAUGAUGUAAUCAUCCGAAAAAAAACACACGAGAAAAAAACAGCAAAGGCUCCCAAAAUAGAGCAUCAUAAAUAUGCGUAUCCUCUCAAGUAAAGGAAGGGACUGAUGCGUGGAGACUGCCUGGAUUAACUUUAUUGAUGUUUUAUUUGUGAUUUUAUUAUUUUGAGGACAACAGAUUGUUAGGUUACAUGUGAAAGAAAUUAUCUAAAUAAAAUAUGUUGUGAGUGCUACCAUUCAUUCUAUUUUAUGCUAUCACGGUUUCUUUUCUACCAUUUUUUUUCUCCACCAAUUUGAAACUUAUGCCACGUUCUUUUAUUAAUCCUCAACAAAUGAAAGAUACUACUGUCAUUUGAUGGAAGAUCAAAGUAAAAAAUGACAUGGAGCUAGUGUGAUAUUUGGGACACAAGUUUUUUUAGUUUUUGAAGAAGAAAGAUAAGUGAAAGCCUUCUUAAAUAGUGUCUUUUAAAGAAAAUUCUCAUUGUGGAGCAUAGGUAGUGUAAUGAAAAUGUUCGUUGAAGUUCCAGCCAUCAAUUUCCUUUACUUUUAUUAUUUUCUGACGUACCUCCAGUAAUUUCGCCUUCUGAUCUUCAAGAUCUUACAAAGUUGUUAUCUUGUAGACAUUCUUGUUCCAUUGGACAAUUACAUAUCUAGAAGUACAACUCAUUUUCUGACGUGUAAGGAUCCAGAUUACCAGCAGAGCCUUUGGAAUACUCUUUCAACUGUAAGUUCCAAAAGAUCAGCUUUCUCUUUGAGAAUUUUUUUUCUACCCUAUGCUCAAAUUAUUACUCUAAAAGUUCUGAAUGAAUGGUGUACUUUUACUUUUCAAUUCUUAUUCAUUCUAUGUAUCACGCAGAUCAUGUCAGAUAGAAAUAUUGAUGAUGCUGAUACUAAGCCUGCUCCAAAACUUAUUGAAGUCGUUUUCCAGAACUGCAAAGGACAGGUGAAUCAAUGGGUUGAGCCAUAUAUUAGGAUCACAGUUGACCGUUUGCGAAGAACAGAAAAACCAUAUUUGAAAUGCCUGCUGAUACUAGUGGUAAGAUUUUAUAUGUGGAGACUUCUUCUAGUUCGGAAGCUUCUCUUUCAUUUCUUCUCGUAUGUUAAUUCUUUUCAACUGUACAGUAUAUGUUGAAUGCUUAAGAACAGCUUCAGUCAUUUCCUCUAAUUUUAUUGAUGCAAUAUCUUUCCAAGUAGAAUAGUCUUAUAUAUUUGCAAUAUUAUGUCAUGACUGAUUGAAUCUGAAUCAGUUCUAUCGAAGGUCAUACUAGAUGAAAUCCAUUUGAAUUGGAUUAAUUCAAAAUAAAAUUAUAUCUGAGUCAGAUAAUAUCCGUCUGAACAGGAUCAACUUUCUUCCUGUUUCCCUUUUUAGUUCAUAAUUUCGGAAAAAUGUGUGUUUGCUCAUUUUGCAUCUGAGAUCAAAAUAAAAUCUUGUUUAAAAAUUGUAAAUAAGGACAGAAAUUGUAAAUAAGGACUAGUAUUGGCCUAAAACGAAAGGGGACUCUUUAUUCUGAUAUUAAUUUGAAAAAAAAAAGCAUGGACACUGGCACGAUGUAGUUAUUUUAUUCCUAACAAAUGAGCAAAGUACAAAGAUUCAUGCCACCAUUCAUGACUAUCUCAUCAUCAUCAUCAUCAUCAUGGAUUUCACACUCGCAGUCAUGAUAAAGCUUCUAUCUUUCUAUCUUUCCUAUUUCCAUGCAGAAUCAUAUCUAACUCCUGAACUCCCUCCUUGGAAUACGAAAAAGGAAACUGAAUAAAGUAAAUUUUUGUAUCUUUGAGAGAUUGAAGUUACAUGUUUUUGAGCAGAAUUGCAAAAUCACACUUUAAAGAUAUGAGGCAUUCGUUCAGCCGUAGAAGUCAUAGGAUUUCCAGCUGUCCCUUUGCCAAGAGAGUUGUGCUGUUUCAAAGUUUGUGUCUCUCUAAAGUUCAUCAUAUCAGGGGAUAUUAAUACCUGUUUGAAGAUAUAGUUGUUUCGAUUUUAGUUUUGUUCUGAGGGAGAAAGUCAAUAAAAAGGGUGACUGAAACUCUUUUUUUAGUUUUAGUGGGUGAAAAGUUUAUGCCUCUUUUUCAAAAAAAAUAUUUGUAUACAGAAAUUCAGACUGUGGGUUUUGGUGGGAACUUUCUGACUAAGCUCAAGUUAUGUAAGAAUGAUUUGAAAGUCUUUAUUGCUCUUUUGUUCCAGGAGAUUUAAUCGCCUGUUGGCUGUUUGGUUUAUCCUAUUUAAUUAUGACGAAUGCAGGGCAUUCUAUCUGCUACCAUUCUGUCACUUGUACCGUUGAUUCGACCAUUUGCAUUCUUUCAUAGACAAGUUCUUGAUAAUUGAAUAUGGUGGAAGAAUAGAUGAAUCUCGUAACUGAGUGGUAUUUACUGAUUGUCUUCUAAAUGAGGAAAUUAUAUUUUCUAAAACACCAUUGAAUCUGACAUUGAAGGUGUAAAAUCAAUCAUAUCUCCAGUUACCUAACAUCAGAUGUUGCAAAUUACUUCGGCAGAUGCGUUGGUUGAUUGUUUUACAGAUUUGGUGUUUAUUUUCUUAUGUUCGCUCAUGCUGAUUUAGAGACAUGAUUUUUAUUUGCAGAUUGCUGAUGCACUUUAUUACAAUCCAUCUCUAACUCUUGCUACACUCCAAAGGCUUGGCGUUGCAACAGAAGUUUUAAGCCUUUGGUUUCAGAUGCUACAACAAGUUAAAAGGAAUGGAAAGCGUGCGAACUUUAGAAGGUAGUCUCAUCUUUUGCCUUGUCACCUACUUUCAUUGUGUCUCAUCCCAAUGUUGUAGCAUAAGCCUCUUUUGUUCUGGCAGAGAACAUGAUAAGAAGGUUUGCUGUUUGGGAUUGACUUCGCUCAUGAUUCUUCCUGCGGCUCAGUUACCUGUUGAAGCAUUGUCACGAAUAUGCCGAGCAACGCUUGAGUUAUUGGUCUUAUACAAAGAUCAAGUAGCAGGUGCCACUUGCUUCAGUAAAGUUUCCAUCUUAUAUACUUGAGAAUUUCAGAAGAAAGGCUUCCACAUUUUGAGUUAAUUUUAAGUUCUGAGUGCCCAAUGGCACAUACAUUUGCUAGUGGUUGAGCAUUAUCUUAAAGUGUCUUGCUUUGUCUCUAUUACCAUUCAUAUUUUCGAUGAUCAAGAGACUGAAUUAUCUCUAUUAACAUUCACAUACUGAAUUGGUAUUACCAUAAAAGUAUGUAGACAUAGUAUAAGGACCUUGUGUUGGCUAUUUAUAAUACAAUCUUGCAUGUGGUCGAACAUUAUGUUAAAUUCCGUCUCCAUAUUCCCUGUUAGCAUUCAUGUUUAACGUGAUCAAGAGACCACACCAAAUACAUUGAUAAAAAUUUAGAUUAUAUCCAAAAGACCAUGUUGACGAAUUAAGGAUAGCCUGCAUUUCUCCAAUUUUUCCUCAAGGUAUUUCUGUCAUGAGCCCUCUGAAGAUGUACAGCAAUUGUGGUGAUUAAAAGUGGAUUUCCUUUGCAGUCCACUCAGUUUUUCACAGCUCGUUUUACCCACUUGUUCUUUUUUCUUUCAUGUGAGCGAUUAUUUUUCCCCAAAACUCAAGCCGUGGGAAGACCUUGCUAUUUCAUUAAUGAACUGAUAAAUCCAUCGUAGUUCUACUCUAGCCCCAGCAUCCUUAACUUCAAACUUCUGAUGGGGUCCAGUACACCGGUGCUGGUUUUCUGAUGGGCUCUAUAUGCCCUCAUCAUCAAUUUACUGGAUAGUGGCAGCAGCUGCGUGGAUUACCCAUCUGCCCACUUUGGGCCAUAUUUUGGUUCUCCUUCAAUUCCUAGUGUAGAAGUUAAUGAUUGAUUACAUCGGUCUCCACUGGCGGGGGGGGGGGGCCUUGUCCUCACGUCUGGAGCAGGAUCAUACAUUCCCCCCCCUCUCCCCGCCAGUUAUGGUGUCUGCAUCAGUUCCCAGUUCAGAGUCCUGUUUGUGUGUAUGAUCAGGCCCACUCUGGUAAACGGUUGGUUCAAUGAAGCACUCGGACUGUUUUUCUCUGUUCACUGUCGAUGAUAGUCUUACGAAUUAAGAAACGUCUGCUUAAGUGAGAGCAUACAGUUAUACUUAAGGCUAGAGAGCUCGUUCUAACUUGUGCUAUAUCCGUGAUAUCUCGCUGAUUUUUCUGGCUGUGGUUCAUGCAUACAGGCUUUUUGUCAAGAUUGGAGAAUUUUGUUUAUUAUAUAAUAAUAACCUUCCCCAUCGACCUAGUCUGCCAGUCAUGCAUCUAGAAAGGAAGAAAAACGUUAUAAAUCAAGUAAUGAUUGCCUUCAAUUAUGUUGCGCAACUGACUUCCACUUACCUUCUAUCUUGUGUUUUCCUUUUAGAAACUCUGAUGAUUUGUAUCUUGGUGUUUAUGCUUACUGGGUUAUUUUAUCCUGAUAUUUUUCAUGUGGAUAGAAUCCAAAAAUGAAACUGAUAGCAAUGAUGAUAAUAUGGAUGGAUCGCAAACUGAUGAUGACAAUGAAGAUGAGUCGUUGAUAGAUGGUACUGACGAUGGAGGUGAAGAAGAUGAUGCCAAAAUUCAAAAAGUAGCCACUCAGGUGUGUAAUAAGCUCCAAGCCAUGGAUUUUAUUUAUUUGAUAAAAGAAGUUCUCUGUUGGUUUUGACUUUAACUUAUAUUUGUUUACAUCCCCAGCUUCGUUAAUAUGGCAAUGGCAAAUAGAUUAGCUUAUCUUUUCUGCGAUCUAACGAUGUAAAUUUUCUUAGUUUGUCUAAACUUGGAUAAAUCCUGUGACUGAGUUGUAAAGAGGAGACCAAAGAUUUUUAUAGUAUAUUCAGUCAAGCCCUUGAGCUCUUAAAUAUAUGUAUAUAUAUCUGUGUACAUAUAUAUAUAUGUAUAUUGCAUCAAAAUCUUUUCUGCACCAAGAGUAGGCUAAAAGAUUAGUUUUUUUAAUAAGUUCCAGUUACUGGUUUUUUAAAUCGUGACAGCGUUUUUUAAGGUAUAUGUAUCGUUUUGGAAAUAAUUGUCCCCUGCGGGUUUUAAAGUAACGUGCUUGCUUCUGUGGGAUGAAGCCCAAAUCGGCAGGAGACGGCCAUAUGUGAGAGAAUAUAGCAUGCUGCCUGCUUUACUUUUCAGACUUUUAGCUGAUGUCAAUGUUAGAUUUGUUAGGACAGCUAAUUGAAAAAACAAUUGGCUAUUAGUAUAGGUCCAUCUUUAUAAUCAUCAGUUGAUUUCUAAAAUAAAUAAUAUGUGGCUAUUCUUAACAGUCAAUUUACUGGAUAAUAAUAUAUAUGUAAUAUUUUUAUUAGCUACAUCUAAUUUUGUGUUAGGACUAUCAUUUCUGUAUUUUUAUUAACAACAGCACCGUGCAUUUUAAAUCGGAUUUGUGGGAUGCUUGAAACACAUUUACAUUAUAUAGAUUUAUAAUUUCUCAACAAUGUGGUUGACAAACAUUUCUCAUCUGUGGACGUUCUGUAUUUCCACCAAUUUAUAAACGAAAAUCCUUACUCUCUUUCCUGUGGCUGGUGGCUUUGUCAAGUUUGGGAUCACUUGGAAUAUUCUCUGAGUUUCCCUUUGUCAUUUUGAACUUAGGGAAGUGUUUUUCAGCGCGAUGACUUUGAUGAUGACUCUGACGAGGAUUAUAGUGAAGAUGAAGACAUGCAAUCACCAAUUGAUGAGGUCGAUCCAUUUAUUUUCUUCAUGGAAACCGUACAAGGUAAAAAUCCCCACUUUCCAAAGUUCCUUGCAGCGCAGCAUUUGGCCUUGGUCUGACCCGCAUGUUUCCUCCCUUUAGCUGUGCGAGCAUCAGAUCCGGCUAGGUUUCAAAACUUGAUGCAGAGUCUGGAUAUCAACUAUCAGUCUUUAGCCACCAGUGUAGCCCAACAUGCCGGGCAAAGAAAACUUGAAAGAGAGAAGGAGAAGCUGGAAAAAGCAGCCUUGUCGUGA
This is a messenger RNA of Spirodela intermedia, 22739 nucleotides long. NCBI's taxonomy places the organism in Eukaryota, Viridiplantae, Streptophyta, Magnoliopsida, Alismatales, Araceae. The record is from the annotation of a GenBank genome assembly.